This is a messenger RNA of Chaetomium fimeti, 771 nucleotides long. RefSeq names its product class I glutamine amidotransferase-like protein. The record is from RefSeq and is a predicted model, not a curated record. NCBI's taxonomy places the organism in Eukaryota, Fungi, Ascomycota, Sordariomycetes, Sordariales, Chaetomiaceae. Bases 1 to 771 code for a protein of 256 amino acids. Gene Ontology annotation, biological process: regulation of DNA-templated transcription. The transcript is spliced from 3 exons.
AUGACGGCCACUGACUCCCGCCCGACCAUCCGUGUCGGUGUCUUCAUCCCAACAGACUGCCAAUUACUAGACAUGGCCUGUGUCGACAUCUUGGGCACCAUGAGCCACGAAUACUUCACCAUACUCGGCGAUGCCAGCCCAGCCCCGAUCGCCAACCUGGCCCCAAGCGUCAAGAUCUUCUACAUCUCCACCGUCCAACCCAACAACCCCAUCCCCAUGACCUCCGCCGCCCAACUAACCUGCACCCACCACCUCUCCGACCCCGCCGUGCAGCCCGGCGAGCUGGACAUCGUCCUGGUACCCGGGCCCGACCCAACCACCGACUGGAGCAAGCAGCGCGAGGCGACGGGGUGGCUGGCGGGCCACGCGGCGCGGCCGACGACCGACAUCCUGAGCGUGUGCACGGGCAUCUACCUGUGCGGCGCGGCGGGCCUGCUGCGCGGGCGCAAGGCGUGCGGGCCGAGGGGUUUGCAGGCGGAUCUGGCGAAGCGGUUUGAGGGGGUGCAGUGGGUCGGGGAGGAGGUGCGGUGGGUGCGGGAUGGGAAUGUGUGGAGUAGUGGGGGGAUCACGAAUGGCAACGACUUGGUUGCGGCCUAUGCUAGAAAUAGCGGCCGGUUCCCGGGGCCGGUGGCCGAGUUUGGCUUGGUGAUGACGGAGACGGGGGACAGGCCGCAGAGGUAUGAGACUGGGAAGACGGCCAUAACUUUGGGCAUCGUGUGGCAGAUUUUGAAGGCUGCGUUGAUGGGAUUUGGAAAGAAAAAGACAGCUUGA